GCCUGGUGGGGAGCCGUGGCAAACGCAGUCCCCGACGGAUCACCGAGACGGUGCAACGCGUUCCGCCGGCUCCGCUUGAUAUCUAGACGAGUCCUUCGCCACGUGACCGUCAUUAGAAAUCGCACACGAAUUGAAGACCCUCGACUAAGUUUUUCGCGACGAUCGGAGGAGAUCCAAGGGGUUUUUUCAACUCGAAGAUACUUUUACGAGAAACCCCCCUUGGUUAACUCCGGAAAUCAGAAUCUUGAUGAGAAAACGGGGAUGGAGAUCGCAUGACUAUGACAGGACAAGGUAGAAGGACUGUCGAGUCCGUGAGAUCCGUCGCGAGAUUCUGAAGUGCAUCCUAAAGAAUUCGUAACUGUCGCUUGCGCGAUCCUUUCGCGGUUGGACACGUGAUUCCCACGGGGGUGGCGCACCCCAAGGCCGUCGUGAAUGGUGCUGAAAGGUGAUGAACGUGUUUUCCCAAGACCGUUAAGGACGGUUCGUGAUGUUUAGCUGCUACGGGAGAUUUUAAGUGUACGGAUUAUCGAGGAUAGACUACGUCCUGAUAAGGCAUGCUAUGCGUCAGAGCACCGGAAACGGAGGUCCGUGCCGAAGAUGACGGGGUUAAGUAGAUAGAGGGAGAGACCUGGGGCUUGGACCACCAUCGACGACGGACGAUUCCCUCGGCUUCUCUCUUUCUCACCGCAGCGCACAAUGCUCUGCUACCGCGCUCUUGUCGUUCUCAUCGCUGUCAACGUGCCAAUCGUGACGGGGCUAGAGCCAGACUUCGCUUACCCGCUGGAGAACGUAACGAUCCCGCAGGGUCGAGACGCUACCUUCACCUGCGUGGUGAACAACCUCGGUGGAUACCGGGUGAGUCCUUCCUCCUCCGCGAGCGGAGAUCACUCUGGCAGCGCCAAGGCCCGGGUGGCGUGGAUUAAAGCAGACACCAAGGCGAUCCUAGCGAUUCACGAGCACGUGAUCACAAACAACGCCCGUCUGUCGGUGACCCACAGCGACUACAACACGUGGACGUUGAACAUUCGUAGUGCACGCCGGGAAGAUCGCGGGAUUUAUAUGUGCCAGGUCAACACGGACCCUAUGAAGAGCCAGAGCGCGUUUUUGGAGGUGGUAAUACCGCCAGACAUCAUCUCAGAGGAGACCUCCAACGACAUGAUGGUCCCCGAGGGAGGUGCCGCGAAGCUGGUGUGCAAAGCGCGCGGUUAUCCCAAGCCCGACAUCGUGUGGAAGCGAGAAGACGGCGCCGAAAUCAUUUCACGUGCCGGCCAAGGCAAGACAAAAAUACCCACUGCAGAAGGCGAAGUGCUGACUUUGUCAAAAGUAACGAGAGGCGAGAUGGGCGCCUACCUGUGCAUCGCCAGCAAUGGAGUGCCUCCGUCAGUCAGCAAGCGAAUGAUGCUGCACGUGCACUUUCACCCGAUGGUCCAGGUACCGAACCAGCUGGUCGGGGCUCCAAUCGGAACUAACGUGACGUUGGUCUGCCAGGUGGAAGCGUCACCUAAGGCCAUUAAUUAUUGGACUCGAGAAUCGGACGAAAUGAUAAUCACCAACAGCAAGUACGUGAUGUCCGAGGUGAAGACAUCAGUGUACAGCGUGCAGAUGCGACUGGUGAUCAUGAAUCUGCAGAAGCACGAUCUGGGUGGCUACAAGUGCAUCUCGAAAAACUCCAUCGGCGACGCUGAGGGGAACAUCCGGCUUUACGAUAUGGAGCUACCUAAACAUCCCAAAAAGACCGGCGACCGGCGAUCAGACGACGACGGGAGCGACUCGAUCGGUGAUCGCGAUCACAGAUUAAACCACGUGCAUCAAGGAUCCCUGAGGGAAACGGGAUCGACCCUGGAACCAGCUUUCGACGCGGACGACAAUUCAGCGUCCACAACGUCGAGAGACAACGCGCCGCCGGCGAUGAUCGGUGUCGUCUUGAUCGUGCUGCACCACUUGCUCGCUUCGACGUAAGAUAGACGUAACCUAUUUGCCCUUAAAUGCAAACUACGUUUACCGCAAACUCGGUUCGCUAACCCAAGGAGACUACGAGACAGCGGCAAAGUAGCUCCGUCGCCUCGCGUUCCCGGCAAUCCACGACAUUACUGCCGAAUCUCGAUAUCGAUAGACGUUGAUACUGACGGAAUGUUAAUCACGUUAAUCACAGUGUUUUGCACGAUUACUGUGCGUCGUAUUACUUCACGAUGAAGGAAUACAAAAAUAUUACAAGGCUCACCAUUAAAUCGCGUUGAAUGAAAUUUCUCUGCAGAAAGUCAGAGGGUAAAUUGACACGGACAACUCGGCUAUUAUUUCAAUCCUUUGCGUGAUAACUUUUCGCCGGCCCAAUUCCCUUCGAGUGAAAAACACAAUUAUGUUUUCAUUAUUUAUUUUUGUCAUAAUAAACGACAGAUUAAAAUUACUAAUGCGGAUUCGGAGUCUCUAUCAGUGUUGGCUCUAUGCGAUAAUUAAAUACUGUCGGUUCAUAUGUUGAUGAUGAAGAAAAAUUCAUUUCAUAAAAUUCAUAUGUGUGAUAUGCGAGAACGUAUGUUAGUAAUAAUAAUGUCCACAUUCACACAAAAAUACCGGAAACUUGAGCUUAAAGCUUAAAAAGAAUAUCAAAUUAACGAGCAAUAUGUUAAAUUAAGUCAUUCAUAAUGCAAUGCGAGACUGAACAAGUUAACUGUUAGCGCACGACAGUGCAAUAUGGAUGACUUUUAUAUUUAAAGAAGAUAUUUUUAGUAAAUUAGUCGAUUUUCCUGUUUCAAUUUCAUCUCCUAUAAUGCCAGGCAUACGAGGACACAUAUAUAAUAUAUAAAAUACAUGCUUCCUAUUUUGAAGUCUAUCAUUUUACAUUUAACAAUUUAGAAGGCGGAAAAUAGAUUCGUUCCUCUUUUCGUGAAAUUAUAAAUGUUAUAAUUUAGCCCUUAGUAUUACUUCAUUAGUAAAUUAAUCUUGCACCUGAAAAAAUUGGCUACUUAAUAUAUGUUCCAAAAAAUUGUUUUCCUUUUUCAUUAUUCGCAUUCUUUAGGAUCGAUAUUAUUUACAUUUCACAAAAAGACCGCGAUUUCUUUUAUAUAAAAGCCGUCCAUAUUUCGUAUGGUAUCGAUCCAACGUGGCCGUUCUUCCGUUCAAUGCUCGUUUAAAUUAACAGCCAAGCGAAUAUCGACGAAACGUUAACGGCAGACCGAAGAUCGUGAAAUUUUGUCCCCGUCGUCAUUGAAAGAUACGGUUGCUGCGAUUAUCCAUCUACGGCUUAACAAGAUAUCUCGUUAGCAUCUCCACACCACGAAUGACAUAAUUAUUAAAUCGCCAGCUUUUUUUUUGUAAAGUCGGCACUUCGUGUUCGAAACAUCGGAUUACGGAGGGAGGUGGUUACACGCGAAAUCAAUUACACAAAUGUCAUUUACGUCGAGUGGUCACCGACGCGACGCCGGGAGGAAGUGCUCCGGAGAACGGACUGCCGCGAGCGAGAAAUCGCGCGUGUUUAAUUAACGCGCGAAUUUCCAUCGAGCAAAUUUCACAUUAGACGCGAUCGAGCGGAACGAGCCACCGCGUAAGGCAUCAACAUCUGAUCCAGAAGCGUUCGAUUGAGGAAGCCGAGGUGCCCGGUCUUCCGCUCGCGUGCGUGAGUUCGCAACUCGUACGCCUCGCAUCCUUGGGAAAUACAAUUUCGCAGUGUAUAUUCCUUGAAUAUCUCAACAGGGACUAGGAACGAAAGAGCAUCCUUCGGAAAUUUUACAUCGAACUAUAGUCAACAUUCACAAUUCCAAUCGCUUUAAAGACGCUGAGACUUUUCUCGAUUGAAAGUUUUCUUUUAUACUUUGUGCAGUUUUUAUACUUCAUGUCACUUAUGUUCGAUAUUUCUCUGAGGGGGAGGGGGGUGCGUUAGCGCGCAUGACAGGGCGGUAAUUGAAAUUUUUCUCAUUAACAUAUUCAGGCGCGAGCAAUCGUAUGGAUAUACUUUUAUCGGCAAUUUCGUUAUUAAAUGUCUAUAUCGAUCGAUCCGCAUGACAGAAAUGCCUCUCUUUCGGACAUCUACAGAUGGCAUUAUUAUUCAAGCAACUAGGUAAUUUUAAUUUCUUCAACACACAACGCCAUGACAUUUCGUGUGAUUUUAUUCUUUAUAUUUAUUCUAGUCCUGUGAAUAUAAUGUAUUAUAUUUGAAUCAACAUCGGUCCAGAAUAUCCUGUCAAAUGAAAGAAGGCUUUCGGUUCUUAUGCCACGAUAAGAAUUUCAUAAGAGAGAAUUUCAUAAGAGAUAAAUUUCAUAAAAGAUCCGAAGAGAAAUAUCGAUAUAUGCUUCGAACAAAAAAAGUAGAAAUUAGAAAUUUUUUAGAUAAAAGGAUGCUUUGUAAAUAACUAAUUGCCAGAGUUCUCGAUCGUCAGGAUUCAAAUCUUGAAUUAUAAAUAUUUGGUCGGUAUCAAAAGAAUCUCCGCAUAUAUCAAGAAAUGAGAGUGCGAAACAACCGUAAUAAACAAAUUACUAUUAUCCUGUGUCAACAAUUACAAAUAUUAUUGAAACUAAUCUUAUUUCUGCAGAAAUUGUAAAUUAUUUGUAUAAAAAAUUUUUAUAGGAAUAACUUAUUAUUCUCUUUACAUAAUCUUGAAGUCUAUGCUUUCAUUCCUUUUUUCAAGUUAAAUUUAAGUAAAAGCUCAUGUCUCACAUUAAUAUUAGAAUUAAUUUAUAAAUAAUAUUGUAGGUAUUUAUAUAAUUCACACUUGUCCAGAUUUUCAAAAAAUUCGUGGUCCACUAAAAAUGCGACGGCUCGGUAAACGAUUAGGAUAUUUUGUACGUAAUUUCGACCCCAAUUACAACGAGGUGCGCAAAUGAAAGCGAAAGUGAGAGAUAAUUACUCGUCCCGAUUAAGAGAAACGUGCCAAAUGUUCGCCUUCAUUAUUCUUUCCUUAUUGUAAGACCUUCGUCAUUUUAUUUAAAACGGCUCAUUAUAAAUAUCGGUAUUCUAAGGGUCCACAUCGCUUAUCUCAAGCUCUCAAGUCUAAUCUUAGAUCCUUAUGUUGUUACUUCAAUUCACAGGCGGCUUUUCUAUAAAUGGCAUCAAUGACAAUUUUAUUUGUUUUGAGUUGGCGACAUUUAUGGAGUUCUUACCUAGAUCUUGAAAAUGUUCAUAUGAAAACAACAAAGUGACGAAAGAACGAUCUAUCCAUCUUUUUGUAUAAAUGUAUAUAUACUUUCGAAUUAACAUUUGUUAAUCCAUUAGUUAAAUCUCAAGUCCUGUAAACUCUGAUUUGUUAAGUAGAUUAAGGUCCUAUAACUUUACUGUAAAUUACGAUACAAAAAGCUACAUUCUCUAGAAAAAAACUUUAGAAUCUUAUUUCUCGAUUUUGACAUAAAGGCACUCAGGUCCUUUUACACAAAAGUCGUCCAUUUAAUAGGACAAUGAAUAAUGUCGGUAGAGAAAGGAUGCGGAAGCUUUAUAACGACAACACCUUUGCUACCGCUCGUUGUCGACGGCAUUGUCAAUUAUGUUAUCCGACAGUCGCGUUGUAGAAUGGACGAUUAACGCGUUUGGAGGUUAAAUAUUUUAUACUUGUGAAGUACGAAGAAUAGGUCCGUCAGCAUAUAAGCCGUUUUCAUAGAGGUAUAAUACCAUAUGACAAGGUAAAAUGGCUCGUUUCUGAUUCCUUCUUUACGUGACAUUAAAUCAAGUAUUAUAAUUAGUCGUUACAUCAUCAGUAAUUGUACGACUAUCGAAAAUUUUCAAUUAUUAUAAGAGUUAAUAAUUUAUUCUAUGUUUUCGUUGCACGUUUGGAUAGACGUUCUUCUUUCCUGUUUUCAUAAUCGCAAUAACAUGUUCCCUUUUCUCCCACAAUGAAUAGAAUAUAUUAAAUUUAAAAACAUAUAAAAUAAUUCAUAAAAAUAAACAGAAUAAAUUAAUAUAGAAGAUUAAUCACGAGACUUAUCGUCAGAUAAGACAUAAACAAACUAAUAUUAUAUUCAUAAAAGUUUACUAAAUUUAACUAAUUAAACUUUUGUUAUUUUUCUUGAUUUUGGUUUAUUUAACUUAUUCGCACACACAUUUACAUAUCUUUAAAUGUUGUUAAACCUAAUCGCGAAUAUAAGCUGAACACACAAUUAUCCGAGUGUUUUGACAUCAAAGCUUAAGGAGCUAAUUUCUGUACAGUUAUCAUACUAUCAAUCGUACAAGUCGUGGAGUGCUAUGAUGUCGUGACAUCGGAAAUAGUAUCGGUGUCAAACUAUCCUGAUUGUGAAUAUAUUUCAUAUUUAAUGUCACGUGAAAAUGGGUCAAAGCGUCAGCACGAUUGUUUCGUUACAUUCGCAAUUGGGCCUCGUUAUAGUCACAAUAAGUGGGUGUACAUGCCUGUUUUGUGUGCGUGCCUGUGUAUGCGUGUACGUGCAUGUGUGAGAGAAACAUCGCGAUGUCUAAUUAUUAAUGAAAAGCGGGAAAACGUCUGUGUGUAGAUUGUGUAAAUUACGGAAUAGGGUUUAUUGAAUUGUUGAUCGUAGGUGUGUUUAUAUAUAUAUAUGCAAGGAUUAUAUUAUAUAUAUAUAUAUAUAUAAAUAUAUAUAAAUAUAUCUAAAGCGUAAGUUGAAGUAAGGAAAAUAAAAAUCAAAUCAUAAUUGAAUCGGCCUUUGUGCGUUAGGACGGAUAAUGCAAGCCUUCGUGGCUCAAAAUUAUCGACCAGUUCUGUUGAUCGAUCAUUGUUGAUUAUCGUUUGGAACAUUGUUAUAGCUGCCAACGUUUUUUAAGGAUGAAUCGACUAUUCGUCAUCCCGUAAAUCAUCUUUAUCACGAUGAAACGGCAAAAGAUAGUUGAGAAAUAAGAAAGGUCAUACAUAUAGCAUUGCGUUGUGCAGUAUAUCAUUUGACAGUUGAGAAAAAAAUAACGCGAAAAUAUCUCCAUUUUAAUUCUUAAUAAUUUGUAAUACUUAAAGUGGGUUAUAUCGAAACAAGGCACAUAUGAAAAGAACAGAGUGAAAUUAAUGUUGCAAGAACGUUUUUACUUGAAUUUUAUCCCUUCAGAUGCGUUACGUCAAAUCAAUGUUUUUAACACAAUUUCAUUAGACAAAUGUCAAAGAGAAGAUACGAAAGUAAUGUUGAACUAUGUUAACUCGUUCGUUAACUCACAUUAGUGAAUUAGAUUUCUUAACGAAAUCGUACAGAAGAUUUCGAUCUGUUCAUUUUUAUAUAUGACACAUAAAAUGUGUAAAAAAAAAACGUAGCAUAGAAGAAAUUGGUCCAUUUUUUAAAAUACAUCCGAAAAUGUUUGCGCGGUUAAAGGGGUUAAGGCGACGCAAGGAGCGAAGGGCGCAAAUUGCGUCGCGAGUUAACAUAUCAUUUAAUGAUUCAAGCAUUUCAGUGAUGUUUUACUUACAUAUCGGCGAGUCUCCGUGCGCUUUGAUCGUUCUCAUGGCUUUCCGAACGUUAGAAUUCAUCAUUAUGUGGCGUCGCACACACGAGAGCGCGUAGAAGUACCGAUAUGUUCUAUGCCUUUACUUAAAUUGUUAAUGUAAAAGUAUCGGACAUCGAGCUAAAUGUGCUGGACAGUAAUCGAUGCCCGAUAUUAUUGCGAGCGUCGAAUAUCGAUACUUUUAAGCAUCCCUACGCAUCAUAUCGCUCCGAGACAGUCCACUUCGUCGUAUCUGAAACAAUGUAAAAAGUGCUAUUUAGUACGAUUAGAGUCGAAAUGAGAGAGGGAGAGAGAGAGAGAGAGAGAAAAAGAGAACUCGUGCGUACCGAUUUCCCUUAGAACUCGAUCGCGCUGACUCUUUUAAGGACGAGAUAAUUAAUCCGCGAUUCGAAAAAGGGACGGCUAGCCUUUAAGAGGGACGUCUCACGUACGGUGUCCUCGUACGAGUGGCCUGACCUUAAUAUAUUUUGCACUAUGUAUACAUAGAUAUACAGAAUGGCGACCUAUCCUCCUCACGAAUACCCCUAUUGUGAAUACUACCGUCUUCGAUUCAGCCCUCCGUUCCUCACCCCGCCCUUCCCAAAUCCCGUCCUCCUCGAGAUGAAAAAUGUUUAGUCAACGGCGGCGCAUCGCACACUGUACAAUAAUCUCACGCCCGUGCAUAUGUUAUAUAAAUACACGAUAUACGUACGAUUAAUGAUAUGCAUA
This is a messenger RNA of Monomorium pharaonis (pharaoh ant), 8083 nucleotides long. RefSeq names its product lachesin. Gene Ontology annotation, cellular component: neuron projection. The record is from RefSeq and is a predicted model, not a curated record. NCBI's taxonomy places the organism in Eukaryota, Metazoa, Arthropoda, Insecta, Hymenoptera, Formicidae. The coding region runs from base 697 to 1959 and encodes 420 amino acids. The transcript is spliced from 9 exons.